AGGGGAGCCACCUCUUGGCCCCCUCGGUCCCUAGGGUAGAAAAGGCAUUUUGGAAAGCCUGCCCUGACUGAGGUGGCCCCUGAAAUGUCUAGAGAGCCACAGCAGUGAUGUUCACCCAGUGAAUAGCAUAGAGGCUGAGCGUGGACAAUUCGUGCACAAGAGGGAUGCUAGCUAUUAGGAAGGCGAGGAGGAAAUUCAGGAUGGGGACCAUCUGCUCCCCCAACCCCAGCGGGACAAAGACGGCAUCGGAGGUCUGCAAUGCUGACUGGAUGGCCUCGCUCCCCCCUCACCUCUACGACGUCCCCCUUUCCAAUCUGGCGAUCCCAGGCUCCCAUGAUUCUUUCAGUUAUUGGGUAGAUGAAAAGUCCCCAGUGGGGCCUGACCAAACCCCAGCUAUCAAACGCCUGGCCAGGAUCUCCUUGGUAAAAAAGCUAAUGAAGAAAUGGUCUGUGACUCAGAACCUGACCUUCCGUGAGCAGUUGGAGGCUGGAAUCCGCUACUUUGACCUGCGUGUUUCUUCUAAGCCUGGAGAUUCUGACCAGGAGAUUUACUUCAUCCAUGGACUUUUUGGCAUCAAGGUCUGGGAUGGGUUGAUGGAGAUUGAUGCGUUUCUCACUCAGCACCCUCAAGAGAUUGUCUUUUUGGAUUUCAACCACUUCUAUGCCAUGGAUGAAGCUCAUCACAAAUACCUGGUUCUCCGAAUCCAGGAAGCCUUUGGAAGCAAGCUGUGCCCAGCCUGCAGUGUGGAAAGUAUGACAUUGCGAAGCCUGUGGGAGCAGAGGUGCCAGGUUCUUAUUUUCUACCACUGUCCCUUCUACAAGCAAUACCCCUUCCUGUGGCCGGGAAAGAAGAUCCCAGCACCCUGGGCAAAUACCACGAGUGUGCGCAAACUAAUCCUCUUCCUGGAGACCACACUCAGUGAACGAGCCCCACGUGGCUCCUUCCACGUGUCCCAGGCGAUCCUCACCCCCAGAGUGAAGACCAUCGCCCGAGGCCUGGUUGGAGGUCUCAAGAACACUCUGGUUCAUAGGAAUCUUCCUGCCAUCCUGGACUGGGUGAAGACUCAGAAGCCUGGAGCCAUGGGUGUCAACAUCAUCACCUCUGACUUUGUGGACCUGGUAGACUUUGCCACAACAGUUAUUGAGCUCAAUGACCUUCUCCAGGAGGACAGAGCUGUGACUAAAUGCUGACUUUUAUUUUGUUGUUGUUGUUUUUCGGUUAACUUAAUGUUGAAGUGACUGAUCCAGGGUAGUGUUCUGAAGGGUUUCCUAUUAGAAUGGCCCCUGGGCAAUGAUAGUGGAGAAGAGGAAGAUGGCUUCUUUUUUUCUUCCUCACAUGGCCAUUUGGAUAAAAUUACAGGGUGUUUUAAUUGCAUUUUUCCCAAAGAAGACUUAAAAAAAAACAACUUAAGUCUAAGGGAAGAACACAUGUUUCAUGUGAUCAAAGUCAGAAUUUGCCUGCCAGCUUCUGAAUGGUAAAUGGAAUAUGGAAAUGUAAUCUCCAUGUUCCAUUGGGUUAUGGACUGUUUUUUAAUUGGUCCAGUUCCCUAUUGUCUCCCAGGGUUUUGUGUUUGAGCCAGUGAGGAGGUUGAACAGGUCUAAAGAACGGUUUUCCUUGCAGGUGUGGACAUUGUGUGGGCUCUAAUAUCAACCAGGAACUCUGUGGUAGAAAGGAGCCAAAAAUGAAUUUUCUGUAGGAUUGCUGAAUAUGGUAACUUGUUCCUUUAGAAAGUAAGUUGUAUUUAUCACCAAGGUGAUUCCCCCCUUGCUAUUCAUACAUAGCUUGGUGAAUUGGGAGUAAACAAUGUGUACUGCUCCUAGUAUCAGAAAUACGCUUCCCAAUUUUAAAGCAUUGAUUCCUUUUUAUUUUCUUUUUGGCCCCUUUUUAAAAGUGAAAAGCACAAUGAGGGGAAAUCUUCCCAGUGUGAGUUCAACAAGAAAUGGACAUGCAUGUUUUUUGCAUACCAGUUUUCUUUCAUUUUAUUAUGUAGCAUUCCCCCAAAAAUCUGACAGGUAAGCACCUGCAUCAUUUGACAAAAUCUUCUUUGGAGUGGGGUAUGCAAACCAGAUGUUGGAAUUGCAUUUCCUUGCGGCUAGCCUGGGCCUCGAUAUGAACUGUGGGUCACAAUGAGAAGUGGGAGGCACCUUGUCUGUGAUAUCACAGAGGCUGACACAGGAUGUGUGGGAAUGUGCAAUGGCAUUAAAGGGUGAAGAAGCUCCAAGUGGGUCUGGAGCUCUUUUGUAACUCCUUGAAAACAAGACUACCUCGGGGAUAUUUCAGAUGACUUGUGUGUCAUCAAGUGAGAGAUUUGCAGCGUUGGAAUGUUUCCGGUUCUUAUCUCCAUUCUUCUACUUCCUACGGGUUCUUCUGAGCCUACUCCUAAUCACCAUUGCAUGAGGGCUUUGAUAUUC
This is a messenger RNA of Perognathus longimembris pacificus (Pacific pocket mouse), 2411 nucleotides long. RefSeq names its product phosphatidylinositol specific phospholipase C X domain containing 2 (gene Plcxd2). The record is from RefSeq and is a predicted model, not a curated record. Gene Ontology annotation, biological process: lipid metabolic process. The coding region runs from base 165 to 1190 and encodes 341 amino acids. NCBI's taxonomy places the organism in Eukaryota, Metazoa, Chordata, Mammalia, Rodentia, Heteromyidae. The transcript is spliced from 4 exons. Gene Ontology annotation, molecular function: phosphoric diester hydrolase activity.